GUCAAUAAGUCUUGGAGACGAAACCAACGUUAUUAUCGGAAGAUCGUGAAAGAUCGCCAAAGUCAUUCGACACCAUCCGCAUUUCCUCAAAGAUAGUGAACUAAUUCGGUUUAUAGAUAUAACACAUUUCAAGACGAAACAACGACAUGGCGGAUGUGCGUUCACCAUUACUAAAAAAACAGAGGCUGGGGAAGCAGCGAUUUUCAUCGAAUAACUGGCAAACGGUGAGAAUCCAAGAAACUACAACAGAGGAGCUUACGAAGAAGACGACAUCGACAAUAAUGUCGCUGGUCAUCAAUCACGACAACGGCGCCGAUCCGACCGGAUGGAGCGACUUUCUACGAAAAGCUCAGAGCGAAGACAGCUUGACGUUGCAACUACAUCGCGACAAUCCGCAAAACUUUCCAAUGCGAGAUGGACUCGUUCGAGUCAAUUUGCCUAUCGAGCGCAAAGACAAAAUAAUUGUGCCAAAUCACGUGGCGUGGGAGUUCGUGCGCAAAAUUCACGAGUAUCUCGCGCAUUUCGGGACCGAGAAAAUGCUCGCUUUCGCCAAUGAUAUCUUCGCCAUUCACAGAGUUACGAGUCUUGUGCAAGAUGUGGUAGCUUCGUGCCGCAUCUGUAUCGCCUCGAAAAUUUAUACGAAGGCGAUAGCAGAACCGCAUGAUGAUCAAGUAUUCGAUACGGGGGAAAUGAUCUCGAUCGACUUAUACGGAUCAUUACCGCGUUCUCACAGAGGAAACGUCUACGUGAUCAUUUUAAUAGAUCACUUCUCGAAACACACCAAGUUGUAUCCGACGACGAACCAGAAUCUUGAAUCCAUCACUGAGAUUAUCGAGUUCGAUUACAUACGUAAACGUCAACUCGUACCUAAAGUUGUACUGACCAACAACCGCGUACAAUUCAUCACGAAAUACUGGAAACAGUUCGCUGAGAGACUCGGGUUUCGCACAAGAUGCAUGUCGCUGUACAAUCCAAAGUUCAAUCCUGUGGAACACGUAUUGUGUGAGCUGGAAAGAGUUCUGCGCGCCUACUCCAGGAUUGACCAUCAGGACUGGGACAGGAUCUUGCCCAGACUAGAGGCGGUGAUCAACGCGACCGUGCAUUCCACCACCGGGUUCGCGCCGAACCAGCUAGAGCGAGGAUAUACCGAGAUCCUACCGAAUACCAGCUUUGUCGAACUACCGGCGGAGCUGAGACCACUCCAAGAGGAACGAGACAAUGUCGAACUGUCAUCGUUUAACGAAAAGGAGGCGAAACGACUGAUACGAGUGCAAGAAGCGCGGGCUAUCAUGCAGGCCACGGCUGACAAGAAACUCGCUCAGGCCAUCGAGAACGGUUUAUACGAUGUAUAUGAGCCCGGCGAUCUCGUGUGGAUCAGGACCUAUAAUAAAGGGGAAUCGGAACAUCCGAAGGCGUACAAGCUCCUUUCGAUCUAUCAUGGACCGUAUCUCGUGGAGAAAAAUGUUCAUACGAAUGUAUACGUGCUGAGCGGACCGGACGGCAAAUUGAUCGGUAUUAAUAGCUCGAGUCAGAUGCGGCCACAUCGUGAGCCGCUUCUGCAAACACGAUUCAAACUGAAUCUAAAUGAUCAGGCAAAGAGCAACGAAACUGUGAAAGAAACCAGUCUGUCAUCGUCGAAUAACAUAAAUUUACCUUUGACGAGCGACACGCUGAGCCGAAGACGUGAAAGCAGGACCGACGUCGAUUCGUCGUCUAAUUCAUGGCCCAUGAUUUCAUCUACGAAUUUGAGCGACCCUUUGUACAUGUCAGCUUACCGAGAUUUAUCCACAGACGAAGACACCGAUGAUGAUGACAGUACGAUGACCGGUGCAUCUAGAACGAAUCUAAAUGCCCCCUACGAAAUAGAAGAAUUUUUAACAUCGAACACAUAUAAAGAGUCGGCCAUACAAACUGACGAGGUCACUUCGUCAUAAUCGUAUCCAUUUCGUAUGGAAUGAGACCAUGAGGAUGAGAAAAAGAGAAAGCAGAAGCUACUCCUCGUUUUCAUUUAGGAGACCGUACUCGCCCAUCUUGAGGAACAGAAGGCGAUCCAGCGAAAGAAGUCUGGAGCGAAAGCAGGUGGCAGGAGCAUCGUCGAGGAGACGUUGACAAACCUAAAAUAAAGAAAAAAAAUUAAUACUAACACACGUACUUAUUUACUGAUACUUAGUAAGAUUAUUAAUAUUAAGUUACAAACACACACAUAUAAAUAUUUUAGUAUUAAGAUACACGGACACAUACACAUAUUUGUAAAACAGCUUAUUGUUGUCCCACGAGUGCCAAGCACUUCAAUAUAGUCUAAGCAAAGAGAACGAAUGCAACAUUUUUCGUUUUUGUUUUGUUGUUUUGUUUGUUUUCUUUUGUCACGAGAUGUUAUAUAUUGUACUUUUAUUUAUUUUAUGUCCGUGUAACGGACACACACACACAUUUGUAAAACAGCUUAUUGUUGUCCCACAAGUGCCAAGCACUUCAAUAUAGUUAAGCAAAGAGAACGAAUGCAACAUUUUUCGUUUUUGUUGUGUUGUUUUAUUUGUUUUCUUUUGUCACGAGAUGUUAUAUAUUGUACUUUUGUUUAUUUUAUGUCCUUGUAACGUAUUAGAUAUUAACGAGUGUAGCGAAGAUUGAUACAAAAGAUCGAUUUUAUUUUUAUUUUUAUGUAUAAAUUUUAUUAGGAUUAUUCUAUUAUUAAAUGUUAUAAUUAAUCACAAAAUAUGAAAAAGUGCAUACGAUCCUACUCUGAAUCAAAGGUCGAGUCGAGAAUCGCGAAACGUGAGGACCUUUCAUGAGGACCUUUCUUUUUCGUUUUAAAGUGUAAAGCAGAUAGAUUUUGAUAUACAUGAGUCAUAAAUAGCAAGGAAUAUCGUCCCCGUGGUGAAUUUUUCAGUUCUUUUACGAAUAUAUAUAAGUUUCAUUGUUUUUAACUAAGCGUGUCUUAAUAAUUAGGUCAAGACACAAUUUUUCAGGCUGUCAUGUAAGAUGGAUUGAAUUUUAAUAUCUAAGUCGAUUAGAAGUUUAUCUUUUAAGGCUCCUGGCCCCGUAUCUAUUUUUAUUUAAUGACGUCA
This is a messenger RNA of Odontomachus brunneus, 3062 nucleotides long. RefSeq lists its product as uncharacterized. Lineage: Eukaryota; Metazoa; Arthropoda; Insecta; Hymenoptera; Formicidae. Bases 147 to 1934 code for a protein of 595 amino acids. The transcript is spliced from 2 exons. Gene Ontology annotation, molecular function: nucleic acid binding. The record is from RefSeq and is a predicted model, not a curated record. Gene Ontology annotation, biological process: DNA integration.